AUGUACCUUCUGGCCCAAGUGGUGGCAGCUCCAAGGUCGAUACCCCCUAUUAAGAAGGCCGAAGCUGGAAACGGUCCUUGUUAUAGGUGUGGAUCCACUGCACAUUGGUACCAACAAUGUAAAGCUAGUAACAAAGUUGCAUAUAUCUACAAGAAGUAUCGAGAGUUUGUAGAACAAGAAUCUAACUAUCUGGAAGAAGAUGAGAAUUCCCCUGAUAUGAUUAGAUCAUCACAAGUGAUAAUUGGGCGAGGUAAUGCUCAAUUCAUGUUUCCAAAUGGCACAGUGAUUAAAGUCACAGAAGAUCUAUAUGCACCAAGAGCUAAUCGCACCUUGUUAAGUUUGAAAGAUAUUCGUGCAAACAGUUAUCAUUUGGAAACUCACAGUGAAAAUGGAAUUGAAUACAUACAUGUUACCUCUAAUGAAUGUGGAAGAAAACACAUUUUAGAGAAACUAAUGAGUCAAUCUAGUGGAUUAUACCUCACUAUUCGAAUUAUUGAAUCUCAUGUUUUUACCAACGAUGAUUUGUUGAAUAAUGACUCAUACAGGCUUUGGCACGACCGAUUAGGGAACCCAGGUCAUGACAUGAUGAUUCGUGUUUUAAAGAACUCACAUGGACAUCCCUUUUUUCGAGGAAAAAAGAAAAUGGGACAACAGACUGUUAUAGUGCAAAGUAACCAACUACUAACUGGUAAGAGUGUUACUCCAACACGACAGUUGCCUUCUCAAGAAGUUGAUGUGCAACAUAUUUCCCAUUCUGCUUCAUUGACUAUGUAUUUUAUGGUUCUGGUAGAUGCUUCGAAUCGUUGGUCACGCGUCGCAUUAUUGUCCACAAGAAAUGCUGCAUUUGCAAAGCUCCUAACACAAAUUAUUCGUUUGAGGGCUCACCACCCUGAUUACCCUAUCAAGUAUAUCAUACUUGAUAAUGCUGGAGAAUUCACAUCAAAAGGAUUUGAUGAUUACUGUAUGUUUAAUGGAAUAGACGUAGAGCAUCCCGUACCCCAUAUUCACACUCAAAAUGGUCUCACAGAAGCUAAUAUAAAAAGGUUACAGAUGAUAGCUAGGGCACUGGUUAUGCGUGCCAACCUGCCUAUUACUGCAUGGGGAUACGCUAUAUUGCAUGCAUCUUUACUUAUUCUUUUUCGACCCACUGCUAGCCAACCAUUUUCUGUGUACUAG
This is a messenger RNA of Papaver somniferum (opium poppy), 1176 nucleotides long. RefSeq lists its product as uncharacterized. Gene Ontology annotation, biological process: DNA integration. The transcript has 3 exons. The record is from RefSeq and is a predicted model, not a curated record. Gene Ontology annotation, molecular function: nucleic acid binding. NCBI's taxonomy places the organism in Eukaryota, Viridiplantae, Streptophyta, Magnoliopsida, Ranunculales, Papaveraceae. Bases 1 to 1176 code for a protein of 391 amino acids.